AUGAAGUCCUUGCCUGAAUCAAUCUCCAAGGUGUUUCAAGAGGAAGGACGAUGGGUAUUGUCGAAGACGGGCAAUCGGUUCUCUGCGAUCCCUUUUGACCAGGCGCACGAGCAGGAGAACAAGGUCGUAAAGAGUGCAGGAGGAGCCGUUGGCCUUACGGAAAACCCUGUAGCCUUUAGGUAAACUUUAAUAUAUAAUUAUAAAAACUUCAUGUUACAACUGAAUUCGGUGCAUCGCGAAAUUCAUUUCCAAAAUGCUGGUUUUGUUUUAGACCUUAAAAAUAGCAUAGUAAAUCAAUCCAAUCCAUUCAAGCGAUUCCUGUAUUGACAGAAAUCCAUUUGACUGCAUUAGGGGACAGGGCAAGUAAUUGAUAACAGGGCAAGUAAUUCAUUGUCCUGGACGGUUUAAUCGACUAUGCGCUCUUAUGAAAACAAAAAUGGUCGCGAUGCAUUGAAUUCAGUUUGCAAGACAGACAGUUGUUCUGAAAAAUCUGAAUGCUUUAGUUACAAAAUAUGGAUUAAUAGAUCUAAAAGCAAUAUUUUUUUAAAAAAAAAAGUUUCAGCUGAGCAAUUAUUAUUUUUUAUUUUCUAUUUUCAGACGAUGGAUGCUUUCGGGCCCUGAGACAACAAGGCUUCUGCACCAGUUUGAAAGUCAAUAUCUAGAAGAUAGCGACGAGCGUGGUGGACGUCUCAACCACGAAAUGGGCCUCAGUGCGCAAAAGACGUUUAAGCAGCAGAUGAAUAAACUAGUAGAUGUAAUGAGAAAGAUGGGAAACCCUUUCCUCGACGACUUUCCUGAGUUGGUUACACUGGAUAGCCGUGAUUGUGCAGACGAUGACGUAGCUAAGGCAGUGAAGAACCUCGACACCCUUGGUCAGACCCAGUACAGGGAAUAUGUCAAGACAGUUAUAGAGGAUCGGACGAUCUCCAUUCACAACACCAUUAAGAGAAACAAUAUCCCCCUUUACAAGAAACGACCCCUGCGAAACAAAUCUAAACAGACGAAGAAAAUAGCUGCACUCCAAAAUAAUGUUGCACUCUUUGCACAGCUGUACAUAGCCAUGCAGAGCCGUAAUGCUGACCUCGAGGAGUUCUUCAGCCAUGAAGUUCAACCAUUCCCUCCCUCCUUAUCGGAAUUCGGCAAUCUUCGCCUACCAAGCGCUAAAUCGGAACUCCUCAAGUGCCUUAUUCCAUCGACUCAGGCAGAGCCUCCCACGCAAUUUGACUGCAGUGUUCUAGACGGAGCUGUCGUGGUCCAUUGCCUCCCCGUAACUGGUUCGAACACCUUUGAUGAUUACGCCCAUAACGUCUUCAUUCCACACCUCAGCAGACAGAGAAGUACAAGAGUGGACGUCGUCUGGGACACAUACAUACCUAAUAGUCUCAAGGAGUCCACCAGGGAGAAGCGAGGCAAAGGCGUUCGACGGAAAGUAGAUGGGGGUACUAAACUACCAUCCAACUGGGUGUCAUUCCUGCGUGAUCCGUUAAACAAAGAAGAGUCUCUCUCCUCCGCAGAGGCUUUAAUUGAGCCUCUGCACGAUGCCACACCCAAUAUGGCGGUAAACCGGGGGGGCGUAUAAUUAUCAAACGCAAAAUUCGAGUCAAAAUAUGACUGAGAAAAUAUCUCUUUACAAUACUGCAACAAGCUGACAAAGAGAUUAUUUACUAGCUCUACGAAAUAAGAAAGUGUUAUGUUCAGUUUGCGAGAAAACAUCUGCAUUUUUUCUACACAAGGUCUCCAUCUACAGUAUAAAACAAUGCACGGAAACAACGUUUUAGCGAACAGGUUUUGGUUGCAAGCGAAGAAACGUUUAUUCAAAUUUAUAUUUGACAUUUGUAUUUUUAGAAAUGUGUCCAAAACCGCAUAAAAGAAAAAAAUGAGUAUGUAUAGCAUACCGAACCAUUAUUAAAUUUAUUAUCAAGACUGAAAAUACAAUUCAACUAUUUCAACUUCAGCAAUAUUUAUAAACAAACGCGACCUUCAGUCGGUUUCGACCUAAUUUAUUUAGAGGUUCGUAUCUUUGGUUCAACAUACGCUAUGUAAAUGAAAAUACCACCGUUCGAUUCAGUACAAAAAUAUCUCCUAGUUUAUAUCGAUACUUUUAGUGAAAUGUCAACACUACAGCGAUUUAUGACCUUUGAAAGUCAAGCGGGAUUUUGUAUAUUAAUAUCAAAUCACGCAAUGUUUACACUUGAUAAAAAUAUAAACUAGGCAAAGUAGGCAUACCUUUCGGCGAACAUAACUUCGGAUCCUUGGGACGCAUCCUCCUUGUAUUACUCUUGUUCGAAAGCGAAUUCAAAACACUACUUAGAGUGCUAUUUUUGAGCUUGUAUCUUGAAAACUUCAUCUUUUAUUAUGGUAUGUCCAUUCCUGGUCUGAUUGUGCACUAAUUCCCGAACAUCAGCGUGUGACAGGCGCGUGCGACAUUGCGAGUAAAAACCCGAUAUUUUGAAAAAUUAAAAAUAAAUAUUUCUACUGGCCGUAUUCAAAAGAAAUUUUCUACACGAAAGCGCUUGAAUACAAGGAGUAUUUUACUUCUUUGACUGGUGGCGAAUUCCAAAGAGUUAAAGAAAUAUUCAAGUUUUUCUCGAUACGAAAUACAGAAUGUUUGGCCAAGCGGUGAGUAAAAUAUACGAUUGUUUGCUUUGUGUAUUAUUAAAUGUUAAAAAAUAUUACUUUUGACCAUCCACAAACAUGCAAGCACUAGUCAAUGAGGUCAAUCAAUCAUGCAUUAAAUAAUGAUUUAAUUUUCAAAAAGACAUUUCUUGUUUAGCUUAAAAAUCACCUUUUGUUUCGAUGUUUACACUUUGUCCCACUUUGUCCCACUUUGUCCCACUUUGCGAUGCAAAUCGUGCAGAGGCUUCGCGCCUUCCUUCGCCUUUCCCUUUGCCGCCUGCGCUCCUUCGCCCAGCGGCUACGCUCGUGUUCCAAGAUCCGCCAUGUAAAGUGUAGUGAAAUGUAUCUCAUCGUAAUAUUAAAUCCUAAGAAAACUAAAGCCUCUGCGGAAGAGAGAGAAGAAGAGUUGUUUCACUUCCUAUCGUUGAAGGUUGCUAGACAUAACUGGCCAGAGAGGAAGACAAUCCAUGUUACAUCAGGUAAACAUGCAACACAUAUGUCAGCUAUGAUACUCAACCAAAUUAUGUUGUAGGCGUCAUACAACAAAGUUAAUUAACUAACAAAUCUUUUGAACAAGCAAGCCUCCUAAGUGUUCUACUAAUAAUAAUAAUAAUAAUAAUUUAUUAAUUUAUAAAGCGCUAAAACUAUAAAUAUUCUAAAGCGCUAUCAUUACAAAUUCAAAUAAAAUGUUAUAAAGUAUGAGAUGAUACCUAUAUAUACAUGUUUAAAAAUUACUAUUAUAUUUAAAGAUAAAAUGCCUUUUUUAAAAAGAAAGGUCUUAAGUCUGUUUUUAAAAGUUUCCACUGUUGACGCCUCACGAAUGUCAGCGAGAAGUUCAAAUUUACUAUUAUAUUUAAAAAUAAAAUGCCUUUCUAAAAAGAAAGGUCUUAAGUCUGCUUUUAAAAGUUUCCACUGUUGACGCUUCACGAAUGUCAGCGGGAAGUUCAUUCUACAAAAAUGGACCAGCUUUGGCAAAAGCUCUGUCGCCAAACAUUUUCCUCAUUGUCUUAGGAACUAUCAGCAAAUUUUGCUCAUUCGAGCGCAGGCUGUAGCAACCAAUAUGCUUAGGUGUCAGAAGGUCUGAGAUAUAAGGCGGUGCAUUAGCACGAAGAGCCUUGUACACCAGCAACAAAAUCUUGAAAAUCACCCGAUACCGUACAGGAAGCCAAUGAAGGCCAAUCAAAACGGGAGUAAUAUGAUCGAAUUUGGGGAUUAAACAGACCACACGUGCUGCAGCAUUGAGAACUCUUUGUAACCUAUCAUAUUGAGACUGUGGAGACCAUAAAACAAUGAGUUACAGUAGUCCAGGUGUGAAGUAACAAAAGCAUGAACCAAAAUCUUUGUUGUAUCUUCUGAAAGGAAUUUCCUUAUCUGCCGGAUAUUAUAGAGGCUGCGAAACGCCUUACUACACACUUUUCCAAUGUGAAUAUCCAUCGACAUAUGUGAGUCAAACCACAUUCCGAGGCUUUGAACCACCUCCACAAGCUCGAUCGUAGAUUCACCAACUGUAAUUUCAUUGAUGUUAAUCUUUGACAUUUGCUGCUUUGAACCGAUGAUAAUAAAUUCAGUCUUGGAAUCAUUUAUCAAGAGACGGUUAGAAAGCAUCCAGGCACGAAUGUCAGCAACACAGUUUUCAAUACUCUUUAGUGCAGCAUCUUGUGAUAAAGAUGUAUCCGGCCGAAACGAAUGAUAAAUCUGGGUGUCAUCUGCAUACGUAUGUGCAUAGACAUAAGACAUAGACUAAGACAUAAACGCACAUCAAUGCUCCAUUCUAGGACCUUUGUUGUUUUUGGUUUAUGUGAAUGAUCUACCAAGUUGCAUUAUUAAUAACUCGAAUAUUGCACUUUUCGCUGAUGACUCGAAAUUGUAUCGGGCGAUGGACAUAAAUUAUGACCAUAACUUACUUCAAGCCGAUUUAGACUGUCUACAUACAUGGAGCCUCAGUUCGGGAUUAGACUUCAAUUCGCGGAAAUGCAAAGUAUUACAUAUUUCAAAGAAAAGGUUAACUCGGGAAAUGAAUGGAAAUUACAGUCUUGGUGACCAACCGAUUGAGUGUGUGCGUUCAUUUGUCGACCUCGGGAUUACUAUAUGCCACAAUUUAUCGUGGGCAGAUCAUAUUGAGAAAAUUGUUGUUAAAGCUAACAGGACCCUUGGGCUAAUGAAAAGGAUUUUCCGUGAUUUGCAAGAUAUACAAACUAGAAAAAUAAUAUACUGUGCUCUUGUACGACCCAAGCUGGAAUAUGGUAGUAGUCUUUGGUCGCCUUACAUCAAGAAAUACGUGAAAUUAAUUGAAAAUGUCCAGAGAAGAGCUACCAAGUUUAUUCUAAACUAUCCUGAAGAUAUGAAGUAUAUUGAUAGAUUGAUAAAACUAAACUUAUUGCCUUUAGAACACCGUAGACAAAUUUCAGACUUAACAUUUUUCUUUAAAUCGAGAAAUGGCUUGGUAACCACCGACAUUAAUAAAUUUUUGACAGUGUUUGAGCCCGGGUAUCGAACACGUAAUUAUGACAUAAAUAACUAUAAUCUAAUUAUAAAACAUAAGCAAGAUUAUUACAGGAAAUCUUACUUCAUAAGAACAGCCGAACUCUGGAACACUUUGCCAUCUCAGGUGAAACAGUGCGAAUCCAUUCGAACAUUCAAGACUGCCAUUUAUAACUUUUAUUCAUCUAAGUGUUUGGACUAUUGUCCUCCUUAGUAUAGUAUUACCUACUCGCUUAUUUAUUUAUUUGAUUUUAUAAUUUAUUGUUGUUUCUCCGAUAUUUUUGGAGUUUUAUGUAAAGGGGUUUUGUUGCAAUUGGGACGCAAGUCCUCUUCAAACUCCUGUCAUAUACUUAUAAUUAAUGAUAUUAUAUGUAAUAUAUGGCAAAUUCAUUAAACUAAACUAAACUACCGAAAUAAUUUUUCUCCAGGUACUCCUGUGAUUUCCAUUGGCUCUGCGACCGCAAUGACAAAUUGUACUCACGAAGAGGCGGAUACGAGGAUUGUGGUCCAUAUCCUUCAUGCCAUCCAAGUUGAAAAGGCAAAAACAGUCCUCGUCCGAACCGUGGAUAACGAUGUCCUAGUCAUCUUGGUGGGAAAGCUUCAUGACCUGAAAGAAGUCCAGCCGGAACUUGAUCUGUGGCUUGCCUUUGGUAUGGGUCGAAACUUUCGCUUCAUCAGCGUCUGCCUGUAUUCCACGCAUUAACUGGAUGUGAUACCACCUCCGGCUUCUUCGGGAAAGGAAAGAAGUCGGCUUGGCAGGCAUGGGAGAUCUUUCCAGAGGUCACGCCCACAUUCGAAAUGCUUGCCAAGACGCCAUUUAUGCAACUUACGACAGACUCGCCCCUCUUCAAACAGAUCGAGAGAUACACGGUAAUUAUGUACGAUAAGCUCAGUCCCUUAUCUGACAUCAACCUGACCCGGAUGGAGUUAUUCUGCAAGAACGGUAGAACAAUGGACAAGCUCCCGCCUACACAGGUAAAUAUUACUUGUUUCUUUAUCGUAAUUUUUCUAGGUUUCACCUAACAGGGGCGGACAUGAGGGGAAGGGCUCAAGGUUACCUAGCCCUUAAACUGGUACUAUUCACAACGAACCGUCUUUCUAUGAGACUAGUACCAAUCUCUUCCUAACUAAUCCUUAAUAACAUCGACACUGUUGUUAUUUGCAGGAUGCCCUUUUGCAGCAUGUUCGUCGCGCCGUUUUCCAGGCCGGGAUCUGGACAGUCAGCGAUCAGCCACAGCCACAUGUGCCAUCACCAGGGCAGUUCUCGUGGUCUGAAGACGAUGGCAAAUGGGUUCCGAAAUGGAUAACCAUACUCGAAGUAUCCAAGGCUUGUA
Messenger RNA from Paramuricea clavata, 6431 nucleotides. NCBI's taxonomy places the organism in Eukaryota, Metazoa, Cnidaria, Anthozoa, Malacalcyonacea, Plexauridae. The record is from the annotation of a GenBank genome assembly.